AUGACCCAUGCUGGCGAACUUAACGAAAUCUUUCCUUUGGAGCGACUCUUCCGGAAGACAAAAAAAAAGCGACUUGAUUGCAGACAGAUCUUCACCGCCCCAGCAGUUCUUCGGCUUUCGCUGUUUGACUCGAACGGCCUGGGCGGUAUUGAAGAGUCGGCGGCCAAUUCUUGGCAAGCAACUUGGUUCAGUGCGCUAGAAGAGUCUGCCGGCUCUAUACUGGACUGCCACCAACACUGUGGAGGGAUACAUCUCUUAGCACCUUUAAUGGUGCUCAUACGAGUCCAACCGACGGACACUCAACCUUUGGUCAUCUUCUUUGAGGCUGAUAAUGCAGCAUCCACCAGCGUCUAA
Messenger RNA from Puccinia triticina, 354 nucleotides. RefSeq lists its product as uncharacterized. The record is from RefSeq and is a predicted model, not a curated record. Lineage: Eukaryota; Fungi; Basidiomycota; Pucciniomycetes; Pucciniales; Pucciniaceae. The transcript has 4 exons. The coding region runs from base 1 to 354 and encodes 117 amino acids.